Molecule: messenger RNA, 1242 nt
Organism: Antechinus flavipes (yellow-footed antechinus)
Lineage: Eukaryota; Metazoa; Chordata; Mammalia; Dasyuromorphia; Dasyuridae
Gene: FLT3LG
Product: fms related receptor tyrosine kinase 3 ligand
Exons: 8
Coding region: 296-955 (219 amino acids)
Biological process (GO): positive regulation of cell population proliferation
Cellular component (GO): membrane; cell surface
Molecular function (GO): receptor tyrosine kinase binding; cytokine activity
Source: RefSeq, a predicted model, not a curated record
GUUUCCUCGGCCUGAUCCCCUCAGAAGGGCUCGGAGCCUCGGACUCUGCAGCCACGGCUGGAGCCCAGACCUCCCCACUGGGCUGAGCCAGGCCCGGGAAGGACCCAGGUGUCCCCUGCUUCCUGCAGCUCAGCUUGAAGCCACCAGAGGGCUCCUCCCCCAUGGAUUCCCAAACUUUUCUCCAAAAUGCCUUUCACUUUCGAUCUCCGAUGUCGGGGCCCAGACCUGCCCCGGGCCUUCCCGGCCUGGACGGGGACCCUGGGCCCGGCAGCGGCAUGAGGGGCCCCAACUCAAGAUGACCGGCCCGGCCCCAGCCUGGCCCCUCACUGCCUCCCUCCUGCUGCUCCUGCUGCCCCCGGCCUUCGCAGAUCCCUGCUCCUUCCCCGACAGCCCCAUCAGCUCCACCUUCCCCGGGGCCAUCAGCACCUUGUCGGACUUCAUGCUCCGGGAUUACCCAGUCGAUGUCCCAGAGAAUCUCCGGGCGGACGAGCGGUGCUGGGCCCUGUGGCACUUGGCCGUGGCGAAGGAAACCCUGGACCGCCUGAAGCUGGUGGCCGGAAGCAAGGUGCAGGAGCCUCUGGAAGGCCUGUACGCCGAGAUCAACUUUGUGGGUCGAUGCGUCAACCAGUCCUUUCCCAGCUGCCUCCGUUUCCGAAAAGCCAACAUCUCUCACCUCCUGCUGGAGGUCUCCAAACACCUGGGGGCCCUGCAGCCCCUCAUCACUCAGCAGGACUUCGGGCCCUGCCAACAGUAUCGCUGCCAGCCAGAGCCCUCCCUCCCUGUCUCCACGCUCUCCUCCCCCAGCAGUCUCGGGGCCCUGGGGGGCACGCUGAGACCACCCAGGCCCUCCAGCUCGCUUCUGCUGGUCCUGGGGGGGCUGCCGGUAGUCUUGCUGCUGAUCCUGGGGGCAGCUUGGAUAUGGAAGCAAAGAAGGCGGAGACUGCUGAGGUCCUAGAGCUCCCCGAGGGCCCCAGCCCCCCCAGGACCCCCGGACUCUGCUCCCCAGGAUGUGCAGUGGAGGCUGCUGUGAAAGAAGCCGCGGACUCGGGAGGGCCUUGAAGGCCCCACUCGGGAGCCGGGGCCACCUCCUGGAGAACACCCUCCGUAACCAGCCCAAGGCCGGCCUCGUCUCCUUGGACAAGCCCGAGUCCCUCCUCUCUGGGGGGCAGCCCCCCCCGGGGCCCGCAUCCAGCCCCCCUCUGUAAAGCUCUGAGGACUCAGAUAAAACAUUUUCGACUCGUU